CUAACGUAGUGUCCUUGUGCAUGGACCUUUAUAACUUAUAGCUUAAGUGGUUUGCUGUGAUACAAUUAUCGUCAUCCAAAAAUAGACGUAGUAGUAUAGUUAUGUCGAGGAAUUACAUAAAAGUGCUUUUGAAUCCUUUUCGUGAGAGUAAAGUGUUGGGUUCGCUGCUGAAAUGGCUGGAGCCGGGUGCGAGCAAUAGUUCUGGGGUACAUAAGGGAGGGAAUGAUGAGGUCCCAGUGAGCCGGAGCGGCGCCGCCCAGUACAGCUCUGGCGUACGUAAGGUGACGCUGAUCCCUGGCCAUGGAAUCGGCCCUGAGAUCACGGUCGCCGUGCAGAAGAUCUUCGAGGCCGCGAAAGUCCCAAUUGAAUGGGAUGAGGUCGACGUCACAGCUGUUAGGGGCCCUGACGGCAAGAUGGGUAUUCCUCAGAAAGCCAUUGACUCUGUAAAUGCAAACAAAAUUGGUCUGAAGGGACCGUUGAUGACUCCAGUCGGCAAAGGUUACCGUUCUCUCAACUUGGCACUGCGUAAGGAGUUCGACUUAUAUGCCAACGUCAGGCCCUGCAAAAGCAUGGAGGGCAUCAAAACCUUAUACGACAAUGUAGACGUAGUGACAAUCAGAGAGAACACGGAGGGAGAGUACUCGGGCAUUGAGCACGAGAUCGUGGACGGAGUGGUCCAGUCCAUCAAGCUGAUCACCGAGGAGGCGUCCAUGAGGGUCGCGGAGUUCGCCUUCGUAUUCGCCAAGGAGAACAAGAGGAAGAAGGUGACAGCUGUACAUAAAGCUAAUAUUAUGCGUAUGUCAGACGGUCUGUUCCUGCGAUGCUGCCGCGACGUGGCGACCAAGUACCCCGACAUCAAGUUCGAGGAGCGCUACCUCGACACCGUCUGCCUCAACAUGGUGCAAGAUCCCGCCAAGUUCGACGUGUUGGUGAUGCCCAACUUAUACGGUGAUAUCAUGUCGGACUUGUGUUCUGGUCUGGUCGGAGGUCUCGGUCUCACGCCCUCAGGCAACAUUGGCAAGAAUGGAGCGCUAUUCGAAUCCGUGCAUGGAACAGCGCCCGCGAUUGCUGGCAAAGACCUGGCCAACCCGACCGCUCUCCUGUUGUCCGGAGUCAUGAUGCUGAGACAUCUGAACCUUCACAAUGAAGCUCAGAAGAUUCAACAAGCCUGCUUCAGAGUCCUCAGGGAAGGAAGGGUGCUAACUCCUGAUCUAGGAGGGAAUGGAACCUGCUCCGGUUUCACUGCGGAGAUUAUUAAAUAUUUAGAUGAACCCGAACAUUGAAAUGUUGGUGCUUAAUAGCUAGUCAUUGUUUUGGUAGGGACUAGGUACAGAGAAAUAGGGUCUUUAUACUUCUAUACAUAAGCAAGUGAUUCACUCAAAUCUGUUUCUGCAAUCGAGUUUGAACUUUAUUUCUUUUAUAGCAAGAUUGAAAAUCGUUAAAAGACAUAUUUGAUAACAUAGGGUGUGUGAAUAACGGUCUAACUUUAGAGAAGACAAGAAAAUAGGUCUCUUGCAGAUAAUAAGGUUUUAACAAUUUUUUUAUUAUUAUUAUUAUUACAUUACAACACAAGUAUUAUCAUGAGCAUUAUUUUAGAUGUUUUUUUGUUGAUUUUUUAGUGAAGUUUUUGUAUUUAGUCCUUUUAUCAAAAUGGUGGCUGAUGUGUUGGUGAUCAAAGUGGUCGCAGUAGUGAGUUGUGAGACAAGCGUUGGUUCAAUUACUAGAUCAAAUUGUUGACCUACUUAGUUAUAAGUGUGCAGGUUACUGGCUGAGGUACUGAAUAGACAAAUUUAUUUUUUUCAAUACUGAGAACGGACGUGAAACAACGCUUGCGUUGUGGUUAGUUGUGUGAGUGAGGUUACCGGAGGCCCCAUUGCCCCCCCCCCUCCCAACCCAGUCUCAAGGUUCCAGGCCGGUAACGCACUUGUUACGCCUCUGGUGUUCCAGGUGUCCAUGGGUGACGCCAUUGCUUACCAUCAGGUGAUCCGUCUGCUCGUAUAUCGGCUGGAAUAAUAUUAUGUAUAUUAAUGAAAUGCGAGGAAAACAUAAAGAAGAAUAUUUCAAAUGUAUUACUUCAUUGCUUUCGAAAGUAUCCAAAAUAGUAUAUUAGUAAAUACGGAACAUUAAGCUGUUCAUUGGUGGGUCUAAGAGAGAAUUGAAAUGUUUGGUCUAUCGCUUCGAAAAUGUUCAAUUUAGAUAAAAGUUGUUGUGACAUAAAUACAAAAGUCACAGGUUCGUACCUCAGUCAGUGUACUCACAAGCCGGUAUAACUGCCAAAGAAGUAGUUGACAGUGUAAUUUAUUUCACUAUUUAUGUACAUUCCCUUCGUAGAACAUAGAUCUGCUGUUCCUUUUAUAUUUAUUAUAUUAUUUAUGUAGAUGAGAAACAAAAUGAGAUGUAACAUCUGUUCGGGCGUUUAGCGUAUAGAACAGUCUUUUGUGUGAUCUACUUUUGGAUUCGUUCUGAAUAUGAGCGUGAUGAGUAUGUGGACUUUAUGUUAAUAAGCAGAAUAAAAUCUGAAGGAGGAAUAUUAAAAAAAAAUGAAGAAAAGUUACUAUUAAUUGUGUUUAGUGAUACCACGGCUUCACAGAAAAAUGGCGUGAAGCAACGCUUGCGUUGUGUUUCAUCAUUCGUUUGUGUGUGAGUGAGGUUACCGAAGGCCUAACUAUCCCACUUCCUUCCCCAAUCUACUCAUUUCCUAAAUCCCCGAUAUUCCUCAACUUACUAAUCCCCAAAAGGCCGGCAAUGCACGUGAAACGCCUCUGGUGUUACACGUGCGUCUGCCAUUAAAAAAAUUCUAAAACAUAUUUGGCCAUGACUGUGGUUCAUUAGAUAAGUUCUCACAGACAAAGUAUCAUCAAUUUUGAUUGUCCAUCUACAUAAAUAAUCAAAUAAAUAAACGUUAAAACCAUAACUUACUUACCUACUUACAUAUUAGUUUAAUUAUAUUUCGUCUUAAGUUACCAAUUACCAUUUCAGUUUUGACAUAAGUAUUACUACCUUGUAUUAAAUAAAAUAAAUAUACACAGCUGAUUAGUACAAGUAAUAUUCGAUCUUAUGACAUUCAAGUUUGAAUUGAAAAUAGUAGACAAUAUGUUUUCCUAAUAGAUUAGAGUGAGACGGAAGAUAGUGAUAGAUUGGCUGUUUUUUUUUUUCAGUAUGUUAGUUCAAUGUAGCAUUGUGAUACAGUGAGAUAUUUAGUAAAUACUUCUUUUUUAAUAUCGCGUUCGAAUUCACCCCCGGGCCUCCUUAAUUUUUUUAAAUAUGAUAUUCGAUUAUUUAUACUCCUUAUUCCCCGUAUUAAAAUAAUAGACCUUUUAUUUGAGUUGGUUUAUUAUCUAAUGUAAUUAAUGUCCAUUUUUAUUUCUUUGAUGUUAAAAUGUUAUUUAACAGUUUAUCACUUGACAAUCAACUGAAAGUGUAAACGAAUUAAGUCGAAUUUUAAGUAACAGUGGCAGUUAUAUGUGUUAAAAUUUACUUUAUUUUCAAUGAGAAAAUAAAGAUAUUUAUACCUACAAAAGGUAAUAUGUAAGGUUUGUGUCUUACUUGGCGUACUUAAUAAAAAAGAACUUAAACUUAUAUAGAAAUAUGGUCUAUUUUGUACUAUCAAGAAUGACUAAGUUGGAAGGAUAGAAGUGCUAAAGGCGUUUGAUACAUUAAAAUGUAGUUUUAGUUAGAAAUGAAAUGUUUGUGUCUGUUUGAAAUUAUUUAUUUUAGCUCUAGAACUGGAUGCUAUUAGUUUGGAAUUAGGCAAUUUUUUAAAUAAACAGUAUUUGACCCCUUUAUGGCAAACUGAACUUAAUGGCUAUGUGGAUAAGCUUUCGAUUUGCUUGUAUCAAUAGGUUUUCCACCAGGAUUUUAUAAGUUAUUUUUAAUAUAACACUAAAUGCUAGCGUGUGAGCCUAAAUACACAAAUUCACUGCCAUUACACAUACAAAGCUUUUUAAAUUGCCAUAGAUUAAAUAGAAAUAUUUUUACCAUAAUCAAGUAGUUUUUAUUUCAUGACUAAGUACACAAAAUGCUGUGAAAACAUGAUUUUACCAUUGUAUUGUUUAAGCUUAUUGUUUAGUUAAUUUAUAUUACAUAAGUAGACAAAUAAAUGCAUUAACUAACAUUUA
Spodoptera litura is the source of this 4118-nucleotide messenger RNA. RefSeq names its product isocitrate dehydrogenase [NAD] subunit alpha, mitochondrial (gene Idh3a). Gene Ontology annotation, cellular component: mitochondrion. The record is from RefSeq and is a predicted model, not a curated record. Gene Ontology annotation, molecular function: isocitrate dehydrogenase (NAD+) activity; magnesium ion binding; NAD binding. Gene Ontology annotation, biological process: tricarboxylic acid cycle; isocitrate metabolic process. Lineage: Eukaryota; Metazoa; Arthropoda; Insecta; Lepidoptera; Noctuidae.